AAAAGGUUUUGUGGUGGCUUUUGAGGGACGAAAUGGAGCUUGUUAUGCUGUGUGCUUCGCUUUCCUCCAUUCCCGAGCUCCGACCCAUUAUUGACACACUCGCUUUCUGCAACUAAACUGGUGCUAUUUCGUCCCUCGUUUGCCCUUUCCUUCGUUUCUUUUAUUUAGCGAUUCCCUCGCCAUGAGCGUCCGGUUCCUCGUCAACUUUGGCCUCUUGGCUAUCCCCAUCGGCGCCACGUUGGGCAUUCUGCUUGGCCUCCAGUCACACCGGGCUGCCACUGGCCAAGCACCCUUAUUUGUCGACAACAGUGUCACCAAAACUCAGUACUGCCAGAAAGCAUACGGUAUCCAUCCACAGUCACUAGGGGAGGAGUACACACUGAAUCCCAACCAGUGGGGAUGGACCGAGGGUCAACUAGGUAGAUUAUGUAUGAAUGUCACGACAUUCAACAACAAAACAUACGCCACCGACACCACGGCGCCCGAGUUCUCAGUAACAUGGCAAUACCCGCAAGGUCCUGAGACGGCGCCAGUCCACGCCUUCCCCAACAUCAAGGCCGACAGCCCCAUCCUCCCGGCCACGAUCCAGAGCCUCGGCGAAAUCAACGUCGACGUCAAGUGGACCUACGGCGCGGGCAACGACACGGCCACGUCCACGAAUGCCCAGCAGCUCCAGACCAACUUUAUCAACACCAAUGUCGCCAUCGACAUGUUCCUGGACGCCGAUAAGACAAAAGCCGCCGACACCACCAAGGCUGCGUACGAAGUCAUGGUGUGGCUUGCUGCCUUCGGCGACGCUACCCAGCCCAUCGGUCUCGCGGAGGGGGCUGUUGCGACGGAGGUCGUGAACGGGACAACCUUCACACUUUACUUCGGGCAGAACAGCCUAGACCAGUACGUCCUGACGUGGGUCGCGUCGGAGAUGACGGAGGCGUUCAGCGGCGAUCUGUCUUCUCUGCUCACGCGGCUGGCAUCGAUCAGCCACGCCGAUUUCCCGUCACAGUCCCACUACCUUGGAUACAUAGCUUUGGGAUCCGAGGCUCUGUGGGGAAAGACCUCGGCUACGUUUCAUGUCCCGCUUUUGUCGAUAGAUAUAAAGACAGCUACAGCUGGUAAUGCGUAAUAAUGGAUGUAAUGGCUAUGAUCACUGUAAAGGUUAUUAGAUUUGGAACCCUAUCUGACACGUUAUGAGAAGCCGAUCAACUGUAUAUUUAGCUUGCUAAUAGCUAAACACCCAAACCUCUCAAUUUUGUCCGAGAUAUAUGGCAGCUGAGUUCCAUGGACCCUACUUUUGAUGCCCUCACCAAACCCUGGUGAGUAUGGAGGCUGGAGGACAACGCUGAGAUGAGCAAACGACUAUGCACGGGCCACCCCCUUUUACCC
Messenger RNA from Phialemonium atrogriseum, 1383 nucleotides. RefSeq names its product putative xyloglucan-specific endoglucanase. Gene Ontology annotation, molecular function: cellulase activity. The transcript has 4 exons. The record is from RefSeq and is a predicted model, not a curated record. Lineage: Eukaryota; Fungi; Ascomycota; Sordariomycetes; Cephalothecales; Cephalothecaceae. Gene Ontology annotation, biological process: polysaccharide catabolic process. The coding region runs from base 182 to 1123 and encodes 313 amino acids.